GCUCGUGCGAUCCUCGGUGGCGGCGGCAGCGGGAGCAAUGGUGGGUGGCGAGGCCGCCGCCGCGGUGGAGGAGCUGGUUUCCGGCGUGCGGCAGGCCGCCGACUUCGCCGAGCAGUUCCGCUCCUACUCGGAGAGCGAGAAGCAGUGGAAAGCACGCAUGGAGUUCAUCCUGCGCCACCUGCCCGACUACCGAGACCCACCGGACGGCGGCGGCCGCCUGGACCAGCUCUUGUCCCUAUCCAUGGUCUGGGCCAACCACCUCUUCCUGGGUUGCAGUUACAAUAAAGACCUUCUGGACAAGGUGAUGGAAAUGGCUGAUGGGAUUGAAGUGGAGGACCUGCCACACUUUACAACCAGAAGUGAGCUAAUGAAAAAGCAUCAAAGCUAAGGCAGAUCUCCACAUCUCCACCCUGGGGACGUGCUUGGAAAGGAGGCCGGGGUGAAGGUGACUGAAACAUGGCAGCUCCUGAGAUUCCUGUGUUUAGAGCAUAGAAGCAGCUGGAAUGGAAAGGGACCUGGCUACAAGGGCUUCAAAGAAGUCUUCGUUCUUCCAGAAGCUGUGCUUUAAAAGUACAUGUGCAAAUUUAUGUAUUUAUAAAUAGCAAACUGUCAGAAAUUUCAUCGGCAUUGCCUAAGCCAAACUUUGUUUUAAAUGCCUUUUAUGUUGAUAGAACAAUGACGGGAUGAAUUUUGUAAUUUGAUUUUUUUUUUCUUGUAGCGGAAUACCUUUAAUUGUAAUUCUGGGUUUUGUCCUACCCCUAUCCAUUUUUGUCCUGAGGCAAGCCAGAUCCUCUAUGUCCUUAUUUCUUCCUGAACCCACUGUCUACUUGUACCUCUCUGCCGAUGGCCACUGAAGGGCUGUGCGCUGGCUGACUAUGUCACUGGAGCAACCCCACUGCUGAGCUCACAUUGCAGGCCUGCAGUAGCCAAGCUAGCUCAUAGGUAGGAGGCAACUUACAAAAAAGCAGCUGGCCUCAUUUUACAAUUCACUAUGGGCUAGAGCUGCAGCUCGGAUUUAGAGUGCUCGCUUGGCUCGCUUGAGGGCCUAGGUUUGCAGAGAGAAAAAAGCAGCUAGUUAGAGUAAAAAUUGCUGGAAGUAUCUAUGGCUUUGUCCAGCCAGCUAGCUGACUUCUAGACUCUCUAGGUCUCCCAGGCUGCCCAUGUGCCUCUUUGUUUCUAGAAGGCUUUCACACUUAAAGAACUGCCUUGCACAUCCCCUGUAGACUGUAGUGCGAUCCUGCUGUGCUGAGAUGGUGCUGAUACUCCCCCCGACAGCUGAUCAUCUGUUCUGAUCUGCCCCUUCCGGUUCCCUCUGUUUAGUCACCAUUAGGUAAAUGCCUGAGCUGUGGGCAGCAGUGGAACAGUGUACCCCAGCAGGACUCGUCAAUGGCAGGCCUGUCGUGGCCAGAAAGACGGUGGGGUCUGCCUUAGCUUCAUCCACUGCACACAGGAAGCUGGACACCCAGCAGGUUUGACGUCAGAGCAGCGGGCCGCCAUUCUCGUUUGUGGCUUGAGAUGAAGGCCACAUCUUUAAUGGCUUUAUCUCCAGAGACCAGGAGGGUAGACCGAGCCAAGAUCGCCAACUUGUAGCCAUGGACAGACUCCUCCAGGUCACGGAAGUCAGACCCCCUGUCACAGGGUGAUGGUAAGGCAGUGAGCCGGAGAGGCAUGCGCUCUGUACUCAUUGCCUGAGAUGUGUCCGCUCCUCAAAAGCAGCCUAGCCUUCCGCCAUUCUAAUCACUUGUGCAAAUUUGUGAGCUUGAAAACAAAAUGAAAAAUUGUGACAAUUCAUUUUAAAAUGCACUUUCCAUAGAUUGUUGAUUUUAUCUUCUAUAUACAGCCCCCCAAUAAAACAGUUUUUCCAUUGAAUGAA
Messenger RNA from Psammomys obesus (fat sand rat), 1873 nucleotides. RefSeq names its product CDKN2A interacting protein N-terminal like (gene Xtbd1). NCBI's taxonomy places the organism in Eukaryota, Metazoa, Chordata, Mammalia, Rodentia, Muridae. The transcript has 3 exons. Bases 38 to 388 code for a protein of 116 amino acids. The record is from RefSeq and is a predicted model, not a curated record.